AUGGUCGAAAACAAAGGCAGCCAGUGCCUCUACUUGCAGGACAUGAGGAAGAGCAAGACAUCCAUGGCGGACUGUCUCUCAAUAAUUAGUGAAGACCCAGAGUGGGUCUUGACAACCAUGAAACUUCUCAUCCUUACCUGCCUUGUGACUGCUGCUCUUGCCAGGCCUAAUGAACUAGAUAGCAAAGAGUCUUCAUCAGAGGAGCUUAGAGAGCAGAAGCACAUUCAAGGGGAAGACGUGCCCUCCGAACGUGAUCUGAGAGAGCCUAUGAGAGUAGUGAAUCAGCCUUUCCAACAAUUCUAUCAGCUUGAUGCCCAUCCCUAUGCUGCCUGGUAUUAUCCUCCACAAGUCACACAAUAUAUUGCUUCUCCAUCAUUCUCCGACAUCCCUAAACCCAUUGCCUCUGAGAACGGUGGAAAAACAAUUAUGCCACUGUGGUGGUAA
Messenger RNA from Eubalaena glacialis (North Atlantic right whale), 444 nucleotides. It is a transcript of the gene CSN1S1, whose product is annotated as casein alpha s1. The transcript has 7 exons. The record is from RefSeq and is a predicted model, not a curated record. Gene Ontology annotation, biological process: response to estradiol; response to progesterone; response to 11-deoxycorticosterone. The coding region runs from base 1 to 444 and encodes 147 amino acids. Lineage: Eukaryota; Metazoa; Chordata; Mammalia; Artiodactyla; Balaenidae. Gene Ontology annotation, cellular component: extracellular region.